Molecule: messenger RNA, 909 nt
Organism: Ostertagia ostertagi
Lineage: Eukaryota; Metazoa; Nematoda; Chromadorea; Rhabditida; Trichostrongylidae
Source: the annotation of a GenBank genome assembly
AUAUUACUUGCACUGGAGAAGGAGCUAGCCGGCGACUUUUUACCAUACAUUGAUUGGAUAGCUGGAACAAGUUCCGGCGGAAUUACUGCCUUGAUGCUGUGUCACGGAAAAACACUCAUUGAGGCAAAGCGCUUUUUCAUCGAAAAUAGAUUCAGAGUCUUUUGUGGGAACAAGGCAAAGGUUCCUAAGCAUGAUGCGAAGGGAGUUGAAGAUACUGCUAAAGAGAUAUUCGGUCUUGGUCACAUGGGUAGCUUCCCAAAAGACGGACCUAAAGUGAUGGUUACUGUGGCCGACACUAGGAGAUCGCCAGCCAAUCUUGUCCUUUUUCGUUCUUUUUCACCACAAAUACCGGAAUCACUAAGAGAGCAACUGGAUUACCUAGAUCCCGAAAAAAUUCUCAUAUGGAAAGCCGCCCGCUGCACCAGUGCUGCUCCUUACUACUUUGACUCCUAUAACGGUCUCUCGGAUGGGGGCCUCGUGGCCAAUAACCCGACUCAGGCAUUGAUUGCUGAUUUUCUUCAAACUACACGGCUAGAAAAAGAGCACUGUCCAAUUGAGAAAGACACUCCCGAUCCGUGCAUGGCAUGUGUGGUAUCAAUUGGAACUGGAUCGAGUCCGGCUGAGAAUACUAAUGGAAUUGAUCUUAAUUUCAACUCAUUCAUUUCGAAUAAAAGAAGUCCACUUCAAAUAGCUCGUGGCUUUAUUACUGUUGUGAACAAUGCCAAAAACAUGCUCCAAAUUUUAGUGAGAGAGUGCACUUCGUCAAGUGGUCAGCCUGUACGUUAUUCUCGUGAAUGGUGUCACUCCCUGAACGUGCCGUUCUUUCGCUUUUCGCCGAUGAUGCGCACAAAUGUGCAGCUGGACAACACGGACACUGAUGUCAUUAUCCAAAUGCUUUGGGAAACAGAG